UUGUACCGACACCCGUGAAAAUCAAUUUAAUCAAUAUGCUGUCAGAGACGGGGCUUCAGGUUAUAGAGGCCACCAGCUUUGUUUCCCCCAAAUGGGUUCCCCAGAUGGCUGACCAUACUGAAGUCAUGCAAGGAAUUAAUAAGUUGCCUGGUAUUAGUUAUCCUGUGCUGACCCCUAAUCUGAAAGGAUUUCAGGCAGCGGUGGCAGCAGGGGCCAAGGAAGUGUCGAUCUUCGGAGCAGCAUCUGAGCUCUUCACCAAGAAGAACAUCAACUGUUCCAUAGAGGAGAGUUUGGAGAGGUUCGAUGAAGUGAUGACUGCAGCGAGAGCGGCCAGCAUUCCUGUCCGGGGAUACGUUUCCUGUGUCCUUGGUUGUCCCUAUGAAGGGAAGAUUUCUGCAGCUAAAGUUGCAGAGGUCUCAAAGAAAAUGUACUCGAUGGGAUGCUACGAGAUUUCCCUUGGUGACACCAUUGGCGUUGGGACCCCAGGGAGCAUGAAGGAGAUGCUGACAGCAGUCAUGAAAGAGGUGCCAGUUGGGGCUCUUGCUGUUCACUGCCAUGACACCUACGGGCAAGCUCUUGCCAACAUCUUGGUAGCGCUUCAGAUGGGCGUGAGCGUGGUUGAUGCUUCCGUCGCUGGCCUUGGAGGCUGCCCCUAUGCCCGAGGAGCUUCGGGAAACGUUGCUACGGAGGACUUGGUGUACAUGCUGAAUGGCCUGGGCAUCCACACGGGUGUGGAUCUGCAGAAGCUGAUGGACACAGGCACGUUUAUUUGCAAUGCUCUCAACAGACGAACCAAUUCCAAAGUGUCCCAGGCAUCUUGCAGACUGUGA
Molecule: messenger RNA, 830 nt
Organism: Pelecanus crispus (Dalmatian pelican)
Lineage: Eukaryota; Metazoa; Chordata; Aves; Pelecaniformes; Pelecanidae
Source: RefSeq, a predicted model, not a curated record